This is a messenger RNA of Gaeumannomyces tritici R3-111a-1, 3192 nucleotides long. RefSeq lists its product as hypothetical. NCBI's taxonomy places the organism in Eukaryota, Fungi, Ascomycota, Sordariomycetes, Magnaporthales, Magnaporthaceae. The transcript is spliced from 2 exons. The record is from RefSeq and is a predicted model, not a curated record. The coding region runs from base 526 to 2580 and encodes 684 amino acids.
UGUGCGACGCCAACCUCGAUUCUUUGGUGAAUCAAUCUGAUGCUCAACAUGCACAAGCAUCCCACCACAGCCUACGCCCACGCCCACGCCCGGAGCAGCGCACAGGAACCCUCGUGUUCUUGAUUUGCUUUCCGGGACUUUGACUCGAGCGCUGUCCUCCCAACCCGGGUAAUCUAUCCACCUACCUAUGUUUUGCACUAUCCGAAGGCCAGCCUACGAGUCGGUUCCAGCCAGGUGAAGCCUAGCCUAUGCUGACGAACGAGCCCCCAGCUCAACAAGCAUUUUCAUCCAACCACUGGUCGGACACAUAGGCUGGUUCUCGCCUCGCUGUGUGCUGCAGUCGGGUCUGCAUCCAACCUAGGCUAGCGUUCCCGACGUCGAGAUGCAUCCCUCACCUGCGCCCUCUCGUCGCUUUACCUAGGCACAUCUCCCUCCCACUCCGGGCGAAGGCCCUCUUGCCUUGUUCAUUUUUAGGCUGGUGCCCAUCUGAGUGGUUCGGUGUUGGCAAACGACACAAAAACCAUCAUGUCUCUAUCCGCGUCGGUUGCGGUUCACCCAUCCGAAGGCAUCUACUCAUAUCGAGGUCAAUUUCCCCAGCGACCUGUAUUUUCCUCUCUUGCGCGAUCCAGCGCCUCGUCCAUGACCACGUCAUCGUCAUCCUGCUCCUCCUCCCACAUCCGCAAUCGAUCCGUUGGCUUUUCCGUCCAUAGCGACCAUGGCCUUGCUCUACCCAACCCAAAGACGUCGCCCAGUCAAGCUCGCGCCUUCGUCAAACCCGCGCCGAGCAGCCAUUCGAUGGUAUCCAAGGUGUCAGCCAAAAUCGACGACGGCAAUCCCGGCAGCCGCCACGGUCGCAGCAACGGCGAGGAGAGAUACCACGAUGAUAACGAUGUUGCCGCGCAGAGGCUAUGGUAUAAACUUGUGGAUCAUCGCAGAACGAUACGACGGUUGCGAAAGGACAUAAUCACUCAGAGAAAGUCCCUGAGGUCCAUGCGCAAAGAACUCGCCGAGGCAGACAACACGUUCAUGAACUCACUUCGCAAAGGUGUCUAUAGCUCCUGGGCCAGCAGUGGCCUCGGCGAGGACGUGGUCAUAGCACAGUUUAAGACGAUACAAGACCUACGAACCAGAAACGGCACAAUCGAGGCCACGCUGUAUCAACUUGAGGACGAUCUGGAAAUGGAAGAGCAGGCUUCUGAACAGACGGAGGAUGCUUUCUUUAGGCAUAUCUACCAAGACUCGGCUCUGGGCAGCGAAUCUGACGGCGGCGGCGGCAGCGCCAGCGCCAAUCCAACGCCUUUUGACAGAAAUGAAGACCGACCUCUCUCUCGAACCUCGCUCCUCGGUAUCCCGCCCGAUCGCCCUGUGGACCUCCACCCCACAUACACGAAGCUGUUGAGUGCCGUGGCCGACAAGAACGAGGCGAUAGAAAUACACGAGGAUAUUAUGGAUCAGCGAGACGCGAUACUCCAGGACAUUGAGACGCGCCGCAAAAUCGACAGGAGGCGUAACUUUGAGAUUGUCCCCGUCACCGAGGAGGAGCUGGACGAGCUGAAAUCCGACCUGGCCAACAUUGCCGAGAUCGACCGGUUUCUUCAGAAGCACAGUAUCGAGAUCGACGACGACGAUCUGGAAUUUCUAAAAAGCUAUCCCGACUCUGAGAAAGAGGCUCGCGAGUCGGUAGAAUCGACAACGGUUGAGGUAGAGCGCCUGUGGUCGCUUUGCAUAAAACAUGGGGUGAUGCACAAGCAUCCGAGCCUGUCUCAAGACUACAUCAUCCGCAAGUCACUAGGUAAACCCACAGACCAUCUUCACAUGGACAUCGACCUCGAGCCUUCUGGUCCGCAGCAACCAGGCAAACGCUCACUCGCACACCCAAUUUUCAAUAUCUUGCUCUCGGAUCCAGCGCACGUGCUCGACUGUAAAUCGGCCAGGACGGCUCUGGAAGAUGCCAUGGACCGGUUGCGCGAGAGAGCGAGCCCUGAGGCGGCGCAGGAAGUUCAAAGAUGCAAGAAGGAAGUCGCCAUCGAAAGUCUGAUAACGGAGCAUGAGGACAAGACCCAGAUGAUCAAUAACUGGAUUUUGCACCAGCUUCGCACGACGCCGCUCGAGGUGCGGCGCCUACUCAACACCUUCUCGCUCACAACCGGGCUCAGGGUCAAAGACUUUGCCUGGUGGCAAAACGAUGUGCUCCACUCCUGGGAUCACGACGAACUGGCCAGGCUGCCCCCCAGCGCUCUCGACGGACCCCUCACGUCGGUGGAUAGCCUCGACCUCAACCUGAAGCGGCAGGGUGACACCAACAGAGGGGAGAGCAGGGUGAACUCGGCCGUGAACCCGAAUCCCUCUGCGAGGAGCCAGGAAGAAGAUACACAAUGGGUGAAGUCUUCACCCGCGCCGCAGUCUUCACUCUGCGUUCCCCUCUUUUGUAUCUUCUGCUUCGCCAUGUAUUUUUUGGCAAUGUCCUUUUAUCCUGAAUCAGCUGUUUUGGCAUUCUCGAUUCCUUGUUAUCCCUUUUCCUCCUUGAAUCGUUUGAACUACCCAUACCCCAUUCUCGGUCUCGAUACCCCUGCUAUUUGAGCCGGUUUGACAACACUCCAGAGUUUUGUUCCUUUGUGGCUUGUUAGAGAAGAAAAGUUUGGCGGAAGAGAAAAGAUGUGUAUAUUCAGCGAAUUCCUUUGGCCGAGAUACCCCUCCCAGGUUGGACACGUAUUCUCUGUACUCGCGACAACGUUUGCUGGUUGAUUCAUGUACAACAUUGCCUCUUUUCAAGCACAUAACUACCUACACCCUGUACCAACAGACUGUGUUUUGCCUUUACUGAACCCUGGUUGGCUACUAACCCAUGCAUGGCGGUCGCACUUGUCGGGUCCGAGGACGCGUCCCAGACAGUCAGCCCGCCCGAAUAUGCAAUAACGAGAAGCAACGGCUGGGAGAAACGGGUCGGGUACACGGCAUCUCGCGAAGGCAACAUGGUUACCGAAAUUCAGCCAUCCCGCCUCUCUCACCCGCACGCACGCACACCCUUUCACUCCCUCCGCUUCUCUCCCACACGUUUGCUGGCACACGUGUUGGCUAAUUCCUGGAUGGGGCCCGAGCCUCAGCGUCCAUCCAAGCCGAUGCCACGUCCUCGGCACCGGCAUGCGGGUGGACGAAUAACGGGGCAGUGGCGGGAAGAUAAGGAGAUGGGGG